This is a messenger RNA of Salvia miltiorrhiza (redroot sage), 1943 nucleotides long. RefSeq lists its product as uncharacterized. Gene Ontology annotation, molecular function: protein binding. Bases 379 to 1698 code for a protein of 439 amino acids. The record is from RefSeq and is a predicted model, not a curated record. NCBI's taxonomy places the organism in Eukaryota, Viridiplantae, Streptophyta, Magnoliopsida, Lamiales, Lamiaceae. The transcript has 10 exons.
UCGCUUCACUCUCUCUCUCUCUCUUCCCAAGUAUAAGUCCCAAUCUUCCCACCGCCAACGCCAAGGCGGCAACCUUGUCCCUGUCUCUCUACCUUCAUAUAGCUCGCUUGUCAUCAUUUCUACUCUAUAAUAUAAAUACACACCUUAGGAAUAAUUUCUAUUUUCUCCUUUCAUAUACCUCUCUUCUCUUCUGCCAACUCCCUCUUAUUACUCACUGUUACUGCCUUCACUUUCUGUUGCCUUUUCCUUUUUUUGACGCAAUCUCCAAGCUUCAAUCUUCCACCUAUUUUACAUCCUUCUUCCCUUGUUUUUUUUUUCGUGGCUGAUUUUAGGCGUUGCCAGUUUGAAGAAAAAAAGAAGAAAAAGAAGAAGUAAACGAUGUCGUUUAAUGGGGUUGAUGAACGGUUCUACAGGGUGGACGACGAAAACUUGGUGGAUGUUAUGGAUGGAAUUGAUGAGGAAUACCAUGCUGCUGAUGAUGCAAACCUCGAUGAGUAUGAGAUGAUGAUGAAAGUGACAGAUACAUCUUCUUCACAAGCAAGGGAAGGAAAAGAUAUACAGGGUAUUCCAUGGGAUAGAUUAAAUAUAACCAGAGGAAGCUACCGAUUGACUCGUCUCGAACAGUACAGAAAUUAUGAGAAUUUACCUUCAUCUGGGAGAGCUGCUGAUAAGGGGAGCAAUUCAACAGACAAAGGAGGUAGAUACUAUGAAUUCUUUCAUAAUACAAGAGUGGUCAAGCCUACAUUCCUGCAUUUUCAGUUGAGGAACUUGGUCUGGACAACAUCAAAACACGAUGUUUAUCUGCUUGCAAACUCUUCGAUUAUGCACUGGUCAUCAUUACUCCAGAAUCUGACUGAAGUACUUAACUUCUCUGGGAAUAUUGAGCCAACAGAGAGAUAUCCAGGGACCUUGUUGGAAGGAUUUACACGAACACAGUUGAGCACACUGGCCGUGAAAGAUCGUUUUUUGGUGGCAGGCGGCUUCCAUGGAGAACUUAUCUGCAAGUGCUUGGAUAAAUCGGGUGUAAGCUUUUGCACAAGAGCUACACAUGACGAGAAUGCCAUCAUUAAUGCCAUCGAUAUAUAUGACACCUCCAGCGGAUUACAUUUCAUGGCGUCUAGUAAUGAUUGCGGUGUAAGAGAAUAUGACAUGGAGAGAUUUCAGCUCCUCAACCACUUCCACUUGCCUUGGGCAGUCAAUCAUACGUCAAUGAGCCCCGACCGCAAGCUUCUAGCUGUUGUUGGAGAUGCUCCCGACGGAUUACUUUUAGAUGCUCGAAACGGGAGGAAAAUCGCUUCUGUAGCCGGUCAUCUAGACUACUCAUUCGCCUCUGGUUGGCACCCGGAUGGGAGGAUAUUCGCCACCGGGAAUCAAGACAAGACGUGCAGAGUGUGGGACGUGAGAAACCUGGCAUCUCCAGUUGCGAUUCUGAAGGGAAACAUGGGCGCAAUCAGAUCAAUACGUUUCUCAGCAGACGGGCAGUUUCUGGUGAUGGCUGAACCAGCAGAUUUUGUGCAUAUAUACAACACUAGAGAAAACUUCAAGCAAAGGCAAGAGUUGGAUUUCUUUGGGGAGAUAACCGGUGCGUCUCUGAGUCCAGACGAUGAGUCCAUCUAUAUAGGAAUCUGGGACAGGACAUACGCGAGCUUGCUGCAGUUCAACAGAAGGCACGCCUACGAAUAUCUCGAUUCCCUGUGAGUCGCACUCCUUACCUUCUCGACCACGUUACGGACAUAUGACAGGUUACAAAUAUCAUUCCUUUCGUUCUUCGUUGAGUAUUGCCUGCUCUAGGCUAGCCUGAUACGAUAAUAUGUACAGUUUUUAACAUGUUUUUGAAGAAAGAAAGCUUCUUUAUCUUGAAAUGCAAAGAAAUUUUUCUUUGGGCAGUUUGGUGAAAUGUAAGUACCAAUUUACCAUUAUACAUAGAUGAUUUUGCUGAGAUA